AUGGAGCAAAAACAACAAACUCCUUUAAAGAAAUGUUGUUUCAAAUGUAAAUCAAUAAUAGAAAAUCGACAGUUCACAAUUUGUUCAGUUUGUAAUAAUAUCUACCAUAUUGACUGUGCAAACAUAACUUUCGCUCGUUUUAGAAUAUGGACAAAUGAGACUAAAAAAUCAUGGAGAUGUUUUAAAUGCAUAAAAAGUAAAAAAAAAUACAGUCCUCUCUCCUCCCUAGAAAAAGAUGCGGUAAAUAUCACAAUACGCAAAAAAAGGACUGAUGAAACCCUUGAAAGUAACGAUAUGAAUGCUUUUGACUCAGAAUCUCCAAACAGCUCAGCAAAAACUGGCCAGACACUACUACCUAAAGAAAAAUUAUUAGCAAAAUCACUAUCGAUGGAAUUGCCUGUUGAAUCAUUAAACAAUAGUUUCCAAUCCUUAGAAGAUUUAUCACACAGUUUAGAAUUAGUAAAUGAACUUGAUAUUGUGAGCAAACAAAAUACGAAAAUAGAUGACUUACAAAUUAAAGAGUUGCGAGUCUGA
This is a messenger RNA of Parnassius apollo (apollo), 534 nucleotides long. NCBI's taxonomy places the organism in Eukaryota, Metazoa, Arthropoda, Insecta, Lepidoptera, Papilionidae. The record is from the annotation of a GenBank genome assembly.